AUGAACAAUCCCUCGUACAUUUAUGAUUCGCCUUCGUCAGCCCCUGCGCGUGAAUACGCAAAUGACGAAUAUAUGGGUCAUGAUGAUUAUGACUUGACACCAGAAUUUCACGGCCAUUAUUCCGGUGAUGAAUUCCAUAUAUCAGCCAUUCUUAUAGAACCUUCAAGCACUUCAGAGAACCAUGUAUCUCAUAUUUCCAGUGAUAUGGAUGUCUCCAGCCUGCUACACGUCGCCAAUCCUUCCGACGAUCAUGAUGAACACAUUGAUCUUGACCGGGUGCAGAAAGCCAGUGAUCCCCCUCUAUCGCCUCCCUUAAAAUCCAGAUUACGUGAUGAUAAGCAAGCUCAGCUCACAAAUUCACUUGCUGGAUCGUAUCAGCACCAAGGGUUGUCCAAGCCUGGUCGACCAAUCGUUUUUGCUGCCAAGAGGCCCACAAUAAAGGGAAAGGCUACUCCCACGUCCCAAAAAUCAACAUUCAACCAUUAUACAAUUGAAGACCUCCUUGCCAAGUCUCAGACAGGGAAGCAUCCUGUUGUGUCAUCGAUUGAGUCAUUUCUUAUGGACCCUAAAAGAUUUGAUUUCCUACAAUCUACUAUGGAAUCGGAUCAUGAGUCCUGGCUAGCCAUUGCUCUACACGUCGCAUCUCUGCUUCACAGCGAAUCCAUGCCCCAUACCAUGAGAAAAAUGGUGAUGUCAUUUAUGUCGAUUGAAUUAUGGAUCGAGGACAUUGCCACUCAGUGCAAUCAGGUUCUUCCGAAUCAUUCCGGCAACUUAGUCCUACCCCCAGUGGCUCAUUAUGUGAUUGUUGAACUGUCAAGCCGUGCAUUAUUGAACGAAGAUUCAAAUAACAACAAAAGCAAGUCCAUUAUAUCUGUGAUCCACUAUCUCCUAUGUGUGACUCAUCCAGAUGACAAGGACCCAUAUGCCCCUGCCCUUCGAAUCCUAUCAUCAGUUAUGACAGAACAUUCGAGCGCUCCUCCAGGUUAUGGAAAUAAAUGUAAAAAGUGA
Suillus discolor is the source of this 1008-nucleotide messenger RNA. RefSeq lists its product as uncharacterized. The record is from RefSeq and is a predicted model, not a curated record. The transcript is spliced from 6 exons. The coding region runs from base 1 to 1008 and encodes 335 amino acids. Lineage: Eukaryota; Fungi; Basidiomycota; Agaricomycetes; Boletales; Suillaceae.